GGGCUGCGCGGGAGGGGAGGGGAGGGUCCGGCCUCAGUCGCCCGCAUCCUCCCGCCCUCCGCUCCGUCGGUCCUCAGGCCGCACCGCGUCCAUCCGGAGCCCCUUCCUCGGGGGACGCGGUCUCGGGGCCCUGGGCCCCGCCAUGUGUGGGGGAGGGGCGACAUGUUCCGUCGGCCGAGCUGCAGGGGUUUAAAGGGCGGCUUUUAAAGGGGCCGCAGAAGGGACCCGGCCGACGGGGCGCCCCCUCCCCACUCGCUCUCCCGGCACUCAGCCGGGGCUGCGGGGCCGUGGGAAGAACGCAGAGGAAGGAACCAUUUGUCGGGGCGGUCGAGGGGGACGGGGUCCCGCCAGUGGGCUCGGGGCCUGGGGGGCGGGGGGUGUGCGAGCGCUGAGCGGAGCUGUGGCGGGGGGCCGGGGCCGGGGCGCAACGGGUUAAAGGUGGGGCCAGCCUUACAAACACGCGCACACCCUCCUUACUCGGACCCGGUCUCACGCGUUUCUCCCGCACUUAGCGGGUGGGGGUGGAGGGACCUGGGCCUUCGUCCCUCUUCACCCCGCCCCCCAGGAGUCCGCUGACCCGCCGGCCCGGGAGGUCGUGGACCCCGCGGCCCGACUCGCACCUCCCGCCGAGCUCCCGCUCCGCGCGCGCGCACCUCGGACAUUCCCAUAGUGCCCCACGUGACCCGGCCCCGAACGUGCCCUGCCCAGCCUUCACACACGCUCACGCACGCGUGCUCACACGCGCACACACAAACACGGCGCCUGCGGCCACUUCCAACUCCAUCCGCGACCCCAUCCGCAGCUCCGGCAGGCCGAGGAGGCGCUCAUUGACUGACACACCUACACCCAUUCACAGACACACUGCCCCCACACAGGCACACAUUCAUAAACAGCCCGGAGAAGUAUACACACGCACCCCCUCGCCUACUCUUGCGGGAGCCCUGAGUCAUUCCUGCCCCCUCCCAGGUCUCCCCAUUUUCCCGGGUGCAGACACAGCGGGCUUGGCUGGGAGGACUGCCUGCCGGAGCCUCGCCCUCUCCCAAGCCCCCUUCCCUUCGCGCUCCCUGGGACACCCAGCCGAGGACUUCCUGUAGGGCCCGGGUCAGGGGUGUGGAGGGCCUGGAGGGCUGCCACAGCCCCUGUGAGAGUGGGGGAGGCGCUUCCUUUUCCUGAACUCUGGGAUCCUGCAGGAGGAAGUUGGACAGUUGGGCGGGGGCCUAAGGACGAGCUGUGUUGACCGUGGGGCUCACCCUUCCAGAAGCACUGAGCCUUCAUUAGGGAGGAGCUGGGGCGCCAGAGGCCUGGGAUGAGGAGCUUGGCAGAGAGGAGGCCCAGGAGGGGCCACAGCUCGGGCCCUGGACAUGGAAUCCAUGUUUGAGGAUGACAUCAGCAUCCUGACCCAGGAGGCCCUGGGGCCCAGUGAAGCGUGGCUGGAUGCCCCUGAGGACCCCUCUCUGGGUGGGGACAUGUGCUCUGCCUCCCACUUUGCCCUCAUCACGGCCUACGGUGACAUCAAGGAGCGAUUAGGGGGGCUGGAGAGGGAGAAUGCAACCCUACGCAGACGACUAAAAGUCUACGAAAUCAAGUACCCAUUGAUCAAUGAAUUUGGAGAGGAGCACGGUUUCUCUCUGUAUGAAAUCAAGGAUGGCUCCUUGCUGGAGGUGGAGAAAGUCAGCCUGCAGCAGCGACUCAACCAGUUCCAGCAUGAGUUGCAAAAGAAUAAGGAGCAGGAGGAACAACUCGGGGAGAUGAUCCAGGCUUAUGAGAAGCUCUGCGUGGAGAAGAAUGACCUGGAAACGGAGCUAGGGGAGAUGCGCGCCCUGGUGGAGACCCACCUGCGGCAGAUUUGUGGUUUGGAGCAGCAGCUACGGCAGCAGCAAGGCCUUCGGGAUGCCUCCUUCCCCAGCCUCAGCCCACCACCUGCCCCCGCCCCUCUUUGUGCUGACCUGGACCUGCACUACUUGGCAAUGAGAGGGGGGUCUGGCUUGAGUCACGGUGAGAUCACAGGCUGGCCAGGCCCCACACCAAGUGUGAGUGAGUUGGAGCGGAGGCGGCUGGAGGAGGCUCUGGAGGCCGCCCAGGGAGAGGCUCGGGGGGCUCAGCUUCGGGAGGAGCAGCUCCAGGCUGAGUGUGAGCGGCUCCAGGGGGAACUGAAGCAGCUUCAGGAGACCCGAGCACAGGAUCUGGCCUCCAACCUGUCAGAGCGGGACAUGGCGUGGGUGAAAAGAGUUGGGGACGAUCAGGUGAAUUUGGCACUGGCUUACACGGAGCUGACAGAGGAGCUGGGCCGGCUGCGGGAGCUGAGUUCCCUACAGGGGAGGAUCCUGAGGACUCUGCUGCAGGAACAGACGCACAGUGGAGGCCAGAGGCACUCGCCCCUGUCGCAGCGUCACUCCCCGUCCCCCCAGUGCCCCCCGCCGUCGCCGCCGUCGCGAGCAGCGCCCCCCUGCGCCCCGUGCCAGUCCCCUGCGCCCCAGCGCCGCUCCCCGGGGCCCCCGUGCCCCUCGCCCCAGCAGCGCCGCUCGCCCGCCUCCCCCUCCUGCCCGUCGCCCGCGUCGCAGCGCCGCUCGCCAGUGCCAACGUGCCAGACCCCCAGCCCGCAGCGCCGCUCCCCAGGGCCCCCAGCAGGCCCGGCCACGCAGCCACCCGCGGAGAGGACGCUGGCCGAGCGCGCCUACGCCAAGCCAGCCAGCCACCACGCGAAGGCCGGCUUCCAGGGCCGCCGCAGCUACUCGGAGCUGGUGGAGGGCGCGGCCUACGCGGGCCCCUCGCCGGCCUGGCUGCAGGCAGAGGCGGCCACGCUCCCCAAACCACGGGCCUAUGGCGAGCUCUAUGGGCCCGGCCGGCCGCUCAGCCCGCGGCGCGCCUUCGAGGGCAUCCGCCUGCGCUUCGAGAAGCAGCCGUCGGAGGAGGAGGAGUGGGCCGUGGCCGCCAGUCCGCCCAGCUCCGAGGCGGGCACCAUCCGCUGCGCCUCUUUCUGCGCGGGAUUCCCCAUCCCCGAGGCGCCUGCCGCCUACACCCACGCUGAGCACGCGCAGUCCUGGCCGUCCAUCAACCUGCUGAUGGAGACCGUGGGCUCUGACAUCCGCAGUUGCCCCCUCUGCCAGCUAGGUUUCCCUGUUGGGUACCCGGAUGAUGCCCUCAUCAAACAUAUUGACUCCCACCUGGAGAACAGCAAGAUCUAGGGUGCCUCAUUCACCCAGUGGUUGACUCUCCACCCUCUCUCACCACCCUCAAACACUCACUCACUGAAUGCUGCAUGAAUCUUGUGGGGGGCUCCUGCCCCUUGAGACCCCCAGAUACCUCCACAAGCUACCAAGUCAAUGUGUGCCGUCUUCCCUGGCCCAGGCACCACUCAACCCCGACUCUUCCCAGGAGGUUGGCGAAGGCUCUCCCCAGCGGGUUUGUGCUGGGGAGGUGGGGCUCUGGGCUGGGGGAGGGCCAUAUUCCACCUAGCCUCUCUCUCUCUCCCUCUGCCUUUAUGUUCCCAAACAGGGUUGGAUCUAAGGAAAUGUUUAGUGCUUGGGCUUGGGGGGAAAGGGAGAGGGUAUCAGAGGACUCCAGGAGUUCCCCUAUCUCCUCUGUCUCUCUGUGAUGUCUCUCUGUCUCAGGCUGUGCCCUGUUGUGGGACCACCUUCCAGUGGGUCCAGAGCCUGCCCUGCACUAAUGCCAGUUCCUCUAUCCUUGGCCAGCUUGGGGCUCAUGGUAGCCCCUGUGCCCCCCCCUCCAGUUGGGGAAAUAAGGCAUCUUGUUUCUUGCCAUUCCUUAUACAGGCCAAUUUUGUACUCCCUCUGCCCCCUCAAACACCGCCCCCCUCAGUGGGGAAUAGGAUGGGUGGGAGAAGAGAGGGAGGACUGAGAGGAUCCAGUUUAAAGGGGCUGUCCUAAGGGCCUCUAAUCAGGGGAUUAUCUAGCUAUUUGUCCAUGCCAGCCUCCCAGGCCCGUGCCCUCCUCCUGGAGCCUCUGGCAUGAGACACAGAUUGUUAAGGCAGAUACACCCCUCCCCCCAUACUCCAGCCCUGGAGCAUGUGUAUGCCUCAGCCUCCGUUAGCUGGGUGGGUGUCAUCACCCCUGCCUCCCAGGCCAGAACCUGAGAAUGAGCCCAGGGUGCUGUGGAGAUUAACUUCAAAAGAGCUAACCCCCUUCCCAUACCCCAGCAACCCACAUUCCCUCUGUGAAAUCUACCUCAGAGUCGUACCCUCAGAAGGACGGGUAAGCAGGAAGCCAGGGGGUUCCCAGGGCUGAGGUGGGGAGCUUCCUAUGGCAAGAGCCUGCUGCCCCACGAUGAAUCCAACCCCCUCCACUGCCACCCUCUCUGGGGUCUCAGCCCCAGGUGGGUACCAGUGGGCGAUACUGUCAGUGCAUGUACCAUUCUGACCCAACUCUUCCAGGCCUCCCACCUCUCACACUCCUUCCCUCCUCGUUACAGGGGAAAGGAGUGUGACAGGCAGGGAAGGGGCCAAGGACUCCAGAGACACAUGGAAUUAAUUGUACUUUGAGUGUUCCCCCAGGAAGGGGAAAUGGGGCAGGGGGACUGGAGAGGGGCAGUGGGGGUGGGGGCUGAGUCCUCUGAACGAGUUGGAAGUCCAAAUAAAACUUACCUGUUC
Molecule: messenger RNA, 4606 nt
Organism: Erinaceus europaeus (western European hedgehog)
Lineage: Eukaryota; Metazoa; Chordata; Mammalia; Eulipotyphla; Erinaceidae
Gene: TBKBP1
Product: TBK1 binding protein 1
Exons: 10
Coding region: 1362-3185 (607 amino acids)
Biological process (GO): canonical NF-kappaB signal transduction
Cellular component (GO): cytoplasm
Source: RefSeq, a predicted model, not a curated record